AUGAAAGGAGACUAUUACCGGUAUCUUGCUGAAGUUGCCCAAGGCGAUGAAAGAAAAGAUGUUGUAGCAAACUCACAGACCGCAUAUCUAGAAGCAUUGGAAAUUGCCAGAGGUCAAAUGCAACCUACACAUCCAAUCCGACUUGGGUUGGCACUUAACUUCUCUGUAUUUUAUUAUGAAAUUCUAAAUGCUCCAGACAAGGCUUGUAACUUAGCAAAACAAGCUUUUGAUGAUGCAAUUGCUGAAUUAGAUCAAUUGAAUGAAGAAUCUUACAAGGAUAGUACAUUGAUAAUGCAGCUUUUGAGGGACAAUUUAACACUAUGGACGUCCGAUGCACAGGGUGCAGAAGAUGAAGGUGGUGACGGAGCUGGUAACUUUUUUUUUUUUUUUCCCCUCACUCCUUUCCUUUCUUCUCUCUCUUGCUCACUCUUUGGUUCUCCUUAUGUUGACAUCCUUCUAUUAUGCCCUCUCUUCCAACUGCUCACUUCAAAUUUGUUUGUAUUUGAGAAAAAAAAAAAAUUUCUCCCUUCCCUCCCCAGUGGCUUCCUUACAAUAACUUUUUCUUCCUCCCUUGUUCUCCUUCCUGUACAAUUUGUCUUCUAA
Messenger RNA from Acanthosepion pharaonis, 603 nucleotides. The record is from the annotation of a GenBank genome assembly. Lineage: Eukaryota; Metazoa; Mollusca; Cephalopoda; Sepiida; Sepiidae.